AUGGUCUGUGCCAACGCGGGCGUCGAACUCACCAAGGAUAAUCAAUUUAUCCGCCUUCGACACAGUUUCCAGGAGAGUAUGCAGGUCUUAGUAGAACUGGCUCCUUGGCUCAUCAGGGCUGGUCAUCGGAAGAGCGUAGAUACUGACGAUGGUGGCGAAUUUGCCUCCCCAGAGAAGCAGGCGGAAGCUCAUCAGGUGGUCAUCGAUGCCCUAAGGCUGAUAGGGCGAUCGCCCCACGAUGUCGUUCCGGAUGGCAAAGGCGACGCCCGCGUCCUGACGCUCUGCCUUGGGGCGACCGCCUUAGAAGAAGGUGCAGCCGCAACUCGCCUUAUUCAGUUGGCCUUGCUCGUAGAACCGGGUCUUACUGAGUGCAGCGAUGUCCACCUUGUAUCGCGCCAUUUCCCGAGCCACUAG
Messenger RNA from Spirometra erinaceieuropaei, 414 nucleotides. The record is from the annotation of a GenBank genome assembly. Lineage: Eukaryota; Metazoa; Platyhelminthes; Cestoda; Diphyllobothriidea; Diphyllobothriidae.